This is a messenger RNA of Erythranthe guttata (spotted monkey flower), 1062 nucleotides long. The record is from RefSeq and is a predicted model, not a curated record. Lineage: Eukaryota; Viridiplantae; Streptophyta; Magnoliopsida; Lamiales; Phrymaceae.
AUGGUCGCCUUCGCCUCUUCCAUACUUUUCCUCGGCCUCCUGUCUCUCCUCCUCCCCGCCUCCGCCUCCACCAAACCCUACCCCCCCUCCGCCCCCACCCGCAACCCCUUCGCCGCCGACACCCCCCCUCUCUCCUUCCGCGAAGCCCCCGCCUUCCGCAAUGGCGAAACCUGCCCGGAUAACGGCGCCAACGGCAAUACCACCAUCCACAUUGCCAUGACCCUUGACGCCAACUACCUCCGCGGCACGGUUGCGGCGGUCCUCUCGAUCCUCCAGCACUCCACCUGCCCGGAGAACGUCGUCUUCCAUUUCCUGUGGGUCCGCCACGAGCCGCACGUGUUUUCGAGCAUUAAAUCCACAUUCCCUUACCUCAACUUCAAAUUCUACCAAUUCGACACCACCCGCGUCCGCGGACUCAUCUCGAAAUCGAUCCGCCAAGCCCUCGACCAGCCCCUCAACUACGCCCGGAUAUACCUCGCCGACAUCCUCCCCCAGCAAGUCAACCGCCUCAUCUACCUCGAUUCCGACCUCGUCGUCGUCGACGACGUCGCGAAGCUAUGGGAGGUUGACCUCAGGGAGAAAGUCCUCGCCGCGCCUGAAUACUGCCACGCCAACCUAACAAACUACUUCACCGACGCAUUCUGGUCGGCCCCCGAGCUGUCGAGCACGUUCGACGGGCGACAGCCGUGUUACUUCAACACGGGGGUGAUGGUCAUGGACUUGGACAGGUGGCGUAACGGGGGAUAUUCUCAGAAAGUCGAGGAUUGGAUGGUUGUGCAGAAGCAUAAGAGGAUUUAUCAAUUGGGGUCUUUGCCCCCCUUCUUGCUUGUUCUUGCCGGGAAUAUCGAGCCGGUUGACCAUAGGUGGAAUCAGCAUGGUUUGGGUGGUGAUAAUAUCGAAGGGAAAUGCAGGGGAUUGCACCCCGGUCCGAUUAGUCUUCUUCAUUGGAGUGGGAAAGGGAAGCCUUGGUUGAGGCUCGACUCGAGGAAGCCUUGUAAUGUCGACCAUCUUUGGGCGCCUUACGAUCUUUAUCGCUCGUCGAAGCAUUCUUUUGAAGAGUGA